Oikopleura dioica is the source of this 684-nucleotide messenger RNA. The record is from the annotation of a GenBank genome assembly. NCBI's taxonomy places the organism in Eukaryota, Metazoa, Chordata, Appendicularia, Copelata, Oikopleuridae.
AUGAAGAUUCUUACAGUAUUAUCAGCUCUUGUACUCGCAGAUAACCUGACAGAUGAUCGAAUUCUGUAUAUAAUGACCGGUCCUCGUCUUCGCCAUCCCUGCUACUUGAAGAAAAAGGUGGAAACGUCGGCGGGAGGGAUUUACUUUGCAGAAAAGAGCUGUGGGGUGAAACCGGGAAAUAUCGUUUUGGAGAAGAGCCCUGGAUCUGAUUUUUCUGAUAUUUUGGGCCAAGUAAAGAGAAUUCGACCGGUCACGAUGAGGCUAGAUGUUGAGGUGCAUGUGAAAUUCGUCGAUCCGGACCAGUUAGAACCAGUCAAUGAUGACGAUUACGAACGCUUUGCGGCAGAGAACAUAGACGAAAAAGAAAUGUACACGAAUUAUGAUGGGGUCUCGCUGGAUGAUCUGCCCUUCGAAGAACUCAGUGAUUUUGAGAGGGAAAAAGUGUUUGGAGAGGACGAAGAUUAUGAUGUGAUGUUUAGAGAGCCAGAAGAAGUUUUCUCUAUUUAUGGAAAAGGAGGAGGCAUUGUUGGAGCGAGAUUAGCGAGAGAAGAAAAUUUGAAGACGAUCGGAACAUCGUGGAUCCCUGCUCUUGUUCUAAUCGGGAUCGUUAUUGCAGCUGGUGUUAUGUUCAAGAACUUCGUCAAAGAUGAAAUGGCGAAUCAAAAUGAAAAAUACGGAUCAUAA